This is a messenger RNA of Arvicola amphibius (Eurasian water vole), 927 nucleotides long. RefSeq names its product MAX dimerization protein 3 (gene Mxd3). The record is from RefSeq and is a predicted model, not a curated record. Gene Ontology annotation, biological process: regulation of transcription by RNA polymerase II. NCBI's taxonomy places the organism in Eukaryota, Metazoa, Chordata, Mammalia, Rodentia, Cricetidae. Gene Ontology annotation, molecular function: protein dimerization activity; RNA polymerase II cis-regulatory region sequence-specific DNA binding; DNA-binding transcription factor activity, RNA polymerase II-specific. The coding region runs from base 56 to 676 and encodes 206 amino acids. The transcript is spliced from 6 exons.
CGGCUCCCAGGGCCAGCAUCCCCGGCCCUCCCGCUCGCCGGCGGCUGUCGCCGACAUGGAACCCGUGGCCAGCAACAUCCAGGUCCUGCUGCAGGCGGCAGAGUUCCUGGAGAGGCGCGAGAGAGAGGCGGAGCAUGGCUACGCGUCCCUGUGUCCACACUACAGCCCCGGGACUGUCUACAAGAGAAGGAAGCGACCCGUUCAAGCUCCUGGUGCGCUAAACAGUGGACGGUCUGUGCACAAUGAGCUGGAGAAACGCAGGAGGGCCCAGCUGAAGCGGUGCCUGGAGCAGCUGAGGCAGCAGAUGCCCCUAGGGGUUGACUGUACCCGAUAUACCACACUGAGCCUGCUGCGCCGGGCCAGGAUGCAUAUCCAGAAGCUGGAGGAGCAGGAGCAGCAGGCCCAGCGGCUCAAGGAGAAGCUUCGCAGUAAACAGCAGAGCCUACAGCAGCAGUUGGAGCAGCUCCAGAGGCUGCCCUGGGGUGGAGAGAGGGACCGGCCGCGAGCGGACAGCCUGGACUCUUCCGUUCUGUCCUCUGAGCGCUCAGACUCAGACCAAGAGGACAUCGAGGUGGAUGUGGAGAGCCUGGUGUUCGGGACUGAGACUGAGCUGCUUCAGAGCUUCAGCGCCGGCCAGGGGCUCAGCUACUCACACAGCACCGGUACCUGGCUAUGACGUCAGCUGCCUCUCUCUCUGGACUGAGCCUGCCAGGCAGGGGAGCCCUACACAAGUCCCAACGUCUGCUUAGAGCCACUUGUUGGGAGACCACAAAGACCCUUGUGUGGGAACAGGACUCUGCACUCUGCUGCACAGCUUGAGCCUGGGCCACCUUCCCUAUCCCCCAGGGCAUUUUAUGUAGCCCUUGGCUCCGCUUUGCUGCCCCCCACAGGGACAGGAAGCCUGUAGACCUCUUGUUCCUGGGCAAA